AUUCGCCACGGUUGCCUUUGCGAAACGGUGCUGCUUAGCACGAAAAACCUUCAACUGUUUGACGAGAGUCGUAUUGUUGGAGGCCAGCCAGCGAGUAUCGACGAACAUCCGUAUCAGGUGUCUCUUCAAUAUAACAAUCGUCACGUAUGCGGUGGCUCUAUCAUUAGUGAGAGAUGGAUCGUCACGGCCGCGCACUGCGUCCAGAGCCUCUUCGUUCGUUUCUUCUCGAUCAAGGCGGGCACUUCCGAUCUCACUAACGACGCAGCCGUAGUGAUCGACGCGGAGGAAAUUAUUGUUCAUGAGAAGUAUAACAGAAAAACCGCGGAUUACGACAUCGCCUUGAUUCGGCUGGAAAAGCCGUUGGUGUACGGCACGCGGGUGAGGCCGAUCCUGCUGGCACCGAUAGCCGAUCAUUAUGCGGCUGGUAGCAAGGCGAUGGUCACCGGUUGGGGAGUUAUGAGAAACAACGGCCCGCUGGCCACACAGUUACGCAAGGUCCAAGUACCACUCAUUUCUAGCGCGCAGUGCUCCCGAUUGUACGUAACCAGGCCAAUCACGCGGCGAAUGAUCUGCGCCGGUUACGUGGACAUCGGUGGCAAGGAUUCGUGUCAGGGUGACAGCGGCGGACCAAUGGUGCAGCACGACAAACUGAUUGGUAUAGUAUCGUGGGGCUACGGAUGCGCGAGGCCAUCUUAUCCCGGCGUUUACACGCGCGUGACAGUUCUCCGACGCUGGAUCACCGAGAAAACCGGUCUGUGAGCGUUUUUCUGUUUAUCCUAGUCGCGAGCACGAAACGUUAUUGAACCAGCUACGAACUCGAAAAUUCCUCCUGCAAACAAUUCGCGUCGCCGCCAUGCCUGCCUGCCACCCUCUUUGUUUGCAAAGAGCGUCGAACGCGUUUCACGAGCGCGAGAACCAGCCGCGCUUACUUUCUCGCGGCGUAAUCUGAUCUCGACACACUGAAAUAUCACCAUUGAUUUUCUUUUCUCUAUUUUUAAUCACGCCACGAGUUGGGAUUGUAGUAUCGGAUAAUAAAUAAAUUGUGUUUCGUA
Molecule: messenger RNA, 1052 nt
Organism: Frieseomelitta varia
Lineage: Eukaryota; Metazoa; Arthropoda; Insecta; Hymenoptera; Apidae
Product: trypsin 3A1-like
Exons: 6
Biological process (GO): proteolysis
Molecular function (GO): serine-type endopeptidase activity
Source: RefSeq, a predicted model, not a curated record